CUUUGGUGUAAAUAUACGGUCAGAUUACAUGUGUCCACCCUGCGUCCAUUUCACAUCCAUGAAGUAAACAUCAACCAGGAACAAGCUUUGUAAAAGAGAGAUAGAGCCGCGGGUGGCUCCAACUUUCCUUCCAUUUUAUCUUCACAUCCCUCAUUCUCUCCCAUUCUCCACACGAUCUUCCCUCCCCAUCUUUCUCUCUCUUUUGUCACACUUCAUACUUACAACUACAUGCUUUUGUUCUUCUAGCCUUUGCGUCUGUUAUUAGCAUGUCUCUUCAGUCUGUAGCUCACGUUAAUGGCUACUAUCUAAAACCCACUUCUGUUUUCGCCACCAAAAGAGACUUUUUGUUUCUAGAUUUUGUGGGUUUAGGCGCUAAACGAAGUAAUCGGAGAUUACUUGGAGCUGGUGCGAGUGCUCUCAAGAGUGUUGGAGGGUUCCCGAAGAACAGGAACUGGUCGUGUUCGAUCAAAUCGGUUCUCGAUUUUGAUCGUGUUGAUCAUGUGGACGCCCAGCAACCUUCUGAUUCCAAACGGAAGGUUGCAAAUUUGGAAGAAAUAUUAGCAGAAAAAGGGGAGUGUGGAGUUGGGUUUAUAGCUAAUUUGGACAACAAGGGUUCGCAUCAGAUAGUUGAAGAUGCACUCACAGCUCUUGGCUGCAUGGAACAUCGGGGAGGUUGUGGGGCAGAUAAUGAUUCCGGUGAUGGUUCGGGGUUGAUGACUUCAAUUCCAUGGGAGUUUUUUAAUGAUUGGGCUGAAAAACAAGGGAUUUCCCCCUUCGAUCAAUUGCAUACAGGAGUUGGAAUGGUUUUCCUUCCAACGGAUGAAACCCUUAUGGAACAAGCCAAAUCCAUUAUUGUAAAUAUCUUCAAUCAAGAGGGUCUUGAGGUGCUUGCAUGGAGGUCUGUUCCCAUAAACGCCCCUAUUGUUGGUUUCUACGCAAGAGAAACCAUGCCAAAUAUACAACAAGUUUUUGUUAAAAUCAACAAAGAAGAUGACAUUGAUGAUAUCGAAAGAGAACUUUAUAUAUGUCGCAAGUUGAUUGAAAGGGCAGUUAGUUCAGAAACAUGGGGAAGUGAACUUUAUUUCUGUUCAUUAUCAAAUCGAACCAUAGUUUAUAAAGGAAUGCUUCGUUCAGAGGUUCUUGGAAAAUUUUACUAUGAUCUCCAAAGUGAUAUUUAUAAAUCCCCUUUUGCCAUUUAUCACCGAAGAUACAGCACAAAUACAAGUCCUAGGUGGCCUCUUGCUCAACCCAUGAGGCUUUUGGGUCAUAAUGGAGAGAUCAACACCAUACAGGGAAACUUAAACUGGAUGCAAUCUAGAGAGAACUCAUUGAAGUCACCUGUUUGGAGAGGUCGUGAAAAUGAAAUUAGGCCUUUUGGAAAUCCCAAGGCAUCUGACUCUGCAAAUCUUGAUAGUGCAGCAGAAUUGUUUAUACGAAGUGGGCGUAACCCUGAAGAAGCUAUGAUGAUUCUUGUCCCUGAGGCAUACAAGAAUCACCCAACUUUGUCAAUCAAAUAUCCCGAGGUUCUUGAUUUCUACAACUACUACAAGGGCCAAAUGGAGGCUUGGGAUGGACCUGCAUUACUCCUCUUUAGUGAUGGGAAAACAGUUGGAGCUUGUCUUGAUCGUAAUGGACUUCGCCCUGCUAGAUAUUGGAGAACUGUAGACAAUGUUGUCUAUGUUGCAUCUGAGGUUGGUGUUCUACCAAUUGAUGAUUCAAAAGUGACAAUGAAAGGGCGUCUAGGUCCAGGGAUGAUGAUAACAGUUGACCUAGUCAAUGGCCAGGUUUAUGAGAACACAGAGGUUAAAAAAAGAGUUGCUUUAUCGAAUCCUUAUGGAAAGUGGAUAUCUGAAAACAUGCGAAAGUUGGAGUCUGCAAGUUACCUCUCUGCCCCAACCAUGGAGAAUGAAACAACAUUACGCCGCCAACAGGCGUAUGGUUACUCGAGUGAGGAUGUGCAAAUGGUUAUUGAAACCAUGGCUUCAGAAGGGAAGGAGCCUACUUUUUGCAUGGGAGAUGAUAUUCCUUUAGCUGUAUUAUCUCAGAAGUCACAUAUGCUUUAUGAUUAUUUCAAGCAACGGUUUGCUCAGGUUACAAAUCCUGCAAUUGAUCCACUUAGAGAAGGAUUAGUCAUGUCUCUUGAAGUCAAUCUUGGUAAGCGUGGCAACAUAUUAGAGGUUGGACCCGAAAAUGCCUCUCAGGUGACUUUGUCCAAUCCUGUACUCAAUGAAGGGGAGCUUGAAUUAUUAUUUAAAGAUCCGUAUUUGAAAGCUCAAAUUAUACCAACAUUUUUUGACAUACGAAAGGGUCUUGAUGGAUCCUUGGAAAAGACACUGAAUAAGCUCUGUGAAGCAGCUGAUGAAGCUGUUAGAAAUGGUUGCCAGCUACUUGUCCUCUCUGACAGAUCUGAUGAACUAGAAGCCACACGUCCUGCUAUUCCAAUACUGCUUGCAGUAGGUGCAGUCCACCAACAUUUGAUACAGAAUGGACUGAGAAUGUCUGCAUCUAUUGUUGCUGACACUGCUCAAUGCUUCAGUACACAUCACUUUGCUUGUUUGAUUGGAUAUGGUGCAAGUGCUGUGUGUCCUUACUUGGCAUUAGAGACAUGUAGACAGUGGCGAUUGAGCAAGAAAACUUUGAACCUUAUGAGGAAUGGAAAGAUGCAAAUGGUUACAAUUGAAAAAGCUCAAAAUAACUUCCGCAAGGCUGUUAAUUCUGGUUUAAUGAAAAUUUUAUCCAAAAUGGGAAUUUCCUUGUUGUCAAGUUAUUGUGGUGCACAGAUAUUUGAGAUUUAUGGAUUGGGUCAAGAUGUCGUUGAUUUUGCUUUUUCUGGGAGUGUCUCAAAGAUCGGUGGAUUAACUUUUGAUGAGCUUGCAAGAGAGAGUCUAUCAUUUUGGGUAAAGGCUUUUUCAGAGGACACAGCUAAAAGACUUGAAAAUUUUGGAUUUAUACAAAUGAGACCAGGAGGUGAAUAUCAUGGUAACAACCCGGAGAUGUCAAAACUACUUCAUAAAGCAGUUCGUGAGAAGCGUGAGAGUGCAUAUUCAGUCUACCAACAGCAUCUUGCAAACAGACCUGUCAAUGUGAUUCGUGAUCUUUUUGAGUUUAAAAGCGAGCGAUCUCCGAUUCCAGUUGGAAAGGUGGAAUCCGCUGCAUCAAUUGUUGAACGUUUCUGUACAGGUGGCAUGUCUCUCGGGGCUAUAUCCCGUGAAACCCAUGAAGCAAUCGCCAUUGCAAUGAACCGAAUAGGCGGAAAGUCCAAUUCCGGAGAAGGUGGUGAGGAUCCGAUUCGGUGGACCCCACUUUCGGAUGUGGUUGAUGGAUACUCACCCACACUGCCACAUCUUAAAGGUCUUCAGAACGGGGAUACGGCUACAAGUGCCAUAAAACAGGUGGCAUCAGGGCGAUUUGGUGUGACUCCAACUUUUUUAGUAAAUGCUGAUCAGAUUGAAAUUAAAAUUGCACAAGGUGCAAAACCGGGUGAAGGUGGUCAAUUACCAGGGAAGAAAGUCAGUGCGUAUAUUGCAAGGUUGAGAAAUUCCAAACCGGGGGUCCCGCUUAUUUCUCCGCCACCUCAUCAUGAUAUUUACUCUAUUGAAGAUCUUGCUCAAUUGAUUUUUGACCUUCAUCAGAUUAAUCCAAAGGCUAAGGUUUCGGUCAAGCUGGUGGCAGAAGCGGGAAUUGGCACGGUGGCUUCUGGAGUUGCAAAGGGUAAUGCUGAUGUUAUUCAGAUAUCAGGACAUGAUGGUGGAACUGGAGCCAGUCCAAUAAGUUCAAUCAAGCAUGCUGGUGGUCCUUGGGAACUUGGACUCACAGAAACACACCAGACUCUGAUAUCAAAUGGUCUAAGAGAAAGAGUGAUUCUUAGAGUUGAUGGUGGGUUUAAAAGUGGAGUAGAUGUUCUUAUGGCUGCUGCAAUGGGUGCAGAUGAAUAUGGAUUUGGUUCAGUUGCAAUGAUUGCAACCGGAUGUGUCAUGGCCCGCAUUUGCCACACCAAUAACUGUCCAGUUGGCGUUGCCAGUCAGAGAGAAGAGCUACGUGCUCGUUUUCCUGGUGUACCUGGUGAUCUUGUGAACUACUUUUUGUAUGUUGCUGAGGAGGUUAGAAGCACAUUGGCUCAACUGGGAUACGAAAAGCUUGAUGACAUUAUCGGACACACAGAGCUAUUAAGACCUCGAGAUAUCUCCUUAGUCAAAACUCAGCAUCUUGAUCUUAGCUACAUGCUUUCUAAUGUUGGGUUCCCAAAAUGGAGCAGCACCACCAUCAGAAAGCAGGAGGUGCAUAGUAACGGCCCUGUUCUUGAUGACAUUAUUCUUUCUGACAUUGAGAUAUCAGAUGCAAUUGAAAAUGAAAAAGUGGUAAACAAAACCUUCAAGAUAUACAAUGUGGAUCGUGCUGUUUGUGGGCGUUUAGCAGGUGCUGUUGCUAAAAGAUAUGGAGAUACCGGUUUUGCAGGGCAGCUCAACAUAACAUUUGAAGGGAGUGCUGGACAAUCAUUUGGAUGUUUCCUUACACCAGGAAUGAACAUACUACUAGUAGGAGAAGCAAAUGACUACGUGGGAAAGGGUAUGGCUGGAGGUGAACUGGUUGUGAAGCCUGUUGAAAAUACCGGUUUUGUCCCUGAGGAAGCUGCAAUUGUAGGGAACACAUGCUUAUAUGGAGCCACAGGCGGUCAACUUUUUGUCAGAGGCAAAACCGGGGAGCGGUUUGCGGUCAGAAACUCACUUGCUCAGGCGGUGGUGGAAGGGACCGGUGAUCAUUGUUGUGAGUACAUGACAGGCGGUUGUGUUGUUGUCCUUGGAAAAGUUGGAAGAAACGUGGCAGCUGGAAUGACUGGAGGUUUGGCAUAUAUUCUUGAUGACGAUGAUACCCUCAUUCCCAAGAUAAAUAAAGAGAUUGUGAAGAUUCAGAGAGUGGUUGCACCUGUGGGCCAGAUGCAACUCAAAAGCCUUAUCGAAGCACAUGUUGAAAAAACCGGGAGCACAAAAGGUGCUACUAUCUUGAAAGAAUGGGACAAAUAUUUGCCCCUGUUUUGGCAGUUGGUGCCACCAAGUGAGGAAGACACACCCGAGGCUUGUGCUGAGUAUGAGCAAACAGCCACUGGCCAGAUGACACUGAGUGAUUUACAGGCUUCACCUUCACUAGUGGAAGAUUAA
Messenger RNA from Lactuca saligna, 5156 nucleotides. The record is from the annotation of a GenBank genome assembly. Lineage: Eukaryota; Viridiplantae; Streptophyta; Magnoliopsida; Asterales; Asteraceae.